This is a messenger RNA of Mucor velutinosus, 2394 nucleotides long. RefSeq lists its product as uncharacterized. The record is from RefSeq and is a predicted model, not a curated record. Bases 1 to 2394 code for a protein of 797 amino acids. Gene Ontology annotation, molecular function: phosphatidylinositol binding. NCBI's taxonomy places the organism in Eukaryota, Fungi, Mucoromycota, Mucoromycetes, Mucorales, Mucoraceae. The transcript is spliced from 3 exons.
AUGGAGUUGAACCCUCAACAAUUGCAUUAUUUCAAGCGUCAACUCAUAUCUCAGCAGCUCGAAAACGAAGUCGAUGGCAUCCCAAGAUCAAAGGAGUUGUCAUCUCUGGUGAAGCCCAACGCACAGACAGCCAGUGAGUACCCAUUCCUGCAGUAUUUGACCAAAAACUUUGUGCUUGAAUUUCCGUUGCUAAGAGACGGAAAUGAAAAGGGAUUUUUCGAGAAACUGCAGACGUUUUUGGAUGAAUACAGCAAACUCAAGAUGGAUACUUAUGUGCCCAAGAACGCAAGAGACUCUCAAAGACGCGUAUUAUGGUACAAGAUUCAAAAGUUGUUGAUUGUCUCUCUCUGUGCCAGCAUCAAAACUGUGCAAGGCAAGGAAGAAAGCAUCAACCUAUUGUCCGGCGGCGAACCUCAAUCUAACGACGAGGACGAGAAAUUGGUAUCAAGACUCAACAUGACCAGUCUGGAAAGCGAAGAGAACUGUUUGGAGUGGUUGGGCUGUAACGGUCUCAAGUUGAACGUGGUUACUGCGAGAGAUAUCAGCGAGAAGCGUACCAUUCGCGAGCACUUGCAUACUGAGUUUGUCAUUGAAACAAACUUAGUUGUUGCUGACGGCGAAGAUGUCCCACCUGUAUACGUUGCUAGACGUCAUGGCCAGUUCCGCCAACUUCGCGAUGAUCUCAAAGCAGCUUUUCCCACUCUCGAAUUGCCUAGUGUUCCCUCCAAGGCACAUGAUGCCAACAACAAGUCCCAUCAUCUCCACCGUGAAAAGGACCGCAUCAUGUUGAGAUCCUAUUUGCGUCGUCUCUCGGCUGAAACGGAGGUGGCAAACAGUGACAUUUUUAGGGAUUUUCUCAUGAACGACUCUUUCCAAUUGUCUGCCGAAGAACAAAAGGAUGCCGCCGAACGCUUCAAGAUGGAUGAAAACCGAAUCAAUGAAGAGAGACGUUUCCGCGCUGAAGUAGACAAGAAGAUUGUGGAAUUGGACGGCCUAUUGGAUAUGCUCAAGAAGCAAAUCAUGAAACCAAAUGGUUUGCUAGAGGUGUUUGAGGUCAUCAAGAAGACUGAAACCAUUGACAAAUUGCCUGCUGAAUUACGUAAAGCCAUUGAAUGGGGUCGAAUCAAUUUUGCCUUUGUCCUGCACACCCAAUUUGUUACCUCGGAUAGAUCGGUCGAGAACGUUGCCAACUUAAAACGCACCCACUCUCUGAUGCCUUAUCGUACCAUUGCUCAGAUCCUCAAGCUCUCAAACCCCUUCUCCAUGGUAAAGGGCGUUUUGGACUUGUUUUUGGCUCAACCAUUUGGCGGUAAGAGUCUUUUCCAAAGAAUCAUGCUGACCAACAUGAAUGUGCAAUCAAAGGAGCUCGCCAAGGAUAUCGAGGAGCUCCAACUCAAGAUCAAUGAUCCUCCUCUUUGCCAAAAGAUUGCCAACGCCGUUCAAACCGAACUGCCUGAAGGUGUCAAACUGGGCAAGCACAUUCCCAUCACUGAGACUCUGGAACUAUUAAAGAAUCCCAAUAUUGAGCCUGUAUUGACCCCUCAACAGAUUAUCAAGGUAGCAUUUGCCAACCAACCCGGCAAACUUGAAGCCCGUGAGUUGGUUGAAAACCUCUACAGGCUCUGGAUUCUUUAUGCUAGAAAGCAAGAGCAAGAAGUGUUGAUGACACUUGUCUUCCAAGGCGUUACUGGAGAAAUCAUCAAGGAUCUCUUUGCCAUCUUUUACGAACCUUUGGCUCAAGUUUACAAGGCUGCCAACAUUGGCGAAACCAUCGGCCAUGUUGCCAACUUUAUCAACGACCUUAUUGAAGUCAUUGACAAGAUGGACGUUGAAGAUGUCACCAAUACAGCCCAACCUUUCAUUGAUUUAGUCCAGCGCCACGAAGAGGAGUUCUAUCAGUUUGUUCACAACGUGCAUGCUCAAGAUCAAUCCAAAUUGUUCGACAAUCUGUUGGGCUACGUGGAUAAGCUCUUUAGCUUCAUUUCCAACGGCAUUCCCACCAAGAUUGACCUGGAUCAAAUUGUCGCACAAGCUGGCAUCCCACCUGCUGAAUACCCCGCAUUGAAGAAUGAAAUCGAUCAAUUAUGCGUCUACCAUCGCAACCGCAAGGAGAGACAUUUGGAGCGCAAACGUCAAAAGCUCAUGUCGACCAGCGAUGUAGCAGACUCUGAGGAGAUGUUUAACUUUUUGCCUGAAAACAGGGAAGUCAUUAGCGUCUUUAAUGACAUGGCAGAGAUUGAAUACGACAGCGACGAAGAAGUGCAAUCCAGUGUCAGUGGCAGUAGCAGCAGUUUAGUAGCUCACGAAAUGACACUUCGCCCUCCUACACUUCAAAUUAUUCCCAAGAUUGCUCCUACAUUCGUUGCCCAUGUUCAACAGAUCAUGAACAACUAA